This is a messenger RNA of Clonostachys solani, 1293 nucleotides long. The record is from the annotation of a GenBank genome assembly. NCBI's taxonomy places the organism in Eukaryota, Fungi, Ascomycota, Sordariomycetes, Hypocreales, Bionectriaceae.
AUGGAGUUAGCCGCAUUAUUGGUUUUCUUUGGCCUAUUAAGAUGCCGGGCAUUCGCGCAGUCCCCGACACCAAAUGAAAUUUGGCAAGUUACACCGGCGAUUGAUCCCGCUGACAAACUGCUGGCCGGCUGGGACGAAAUCUCGGUGGUAAAAGAGACCCAAGUCUACAAUGGCGUGCAAGAGAAUCGCACCUAUGCGCACCACUCCGAACUAUUCCACCUCAACAAUGUCAUUUAUUUGGCGUUCUCUUCUGCGCCAGUGGAUGAAGACUCAAUGGGGCAAGAUGCCCGGAUCUCAGUCUCACAUGACGGCGGACUCAGCUGGAGUCAUCCUCACACCGUGGUACAAGCUGCCAUGCUGCCGAAUCAGACAGACCCUCACAACUUCACAUACUGGUGCAAUCUUGGGAUUGUUCAACGAGUUUGGCAGCCAGUCUCUUUUGUGCAUCUUGUAGAGGAAGAUGCGCUGUACUCCAUUGUUCUAUCGGCAAGCGUUGGUUGUCCAGGAAACUUUCAAUCGGCUGGGAAGGUCGCACAGCGGAUCAACAAAGGGGACGGACGACCUGAUGGGCAUCCAUGCUGGCUGGAAAAGAAUGAAUACACUGAAGCGCAACUUUAUAACGAGACCAUAUUCGGUACUGAAUACGGUAUGGCGAAUUGUGAGAAUGCGGACUCUUUGAACGCAAUCUUAUCUGAACCUCAAAAAGUUCCAGCCUGGUCUUCUUGGCUUUACAAUCACAAACUCUAUGGUGCGGAUAAUAUCCACGAUCUUCAAGAGCAAACACAUGCUGUGUGGUUGAAAAAUGAGAAUUCAACGAGUGGCGGCUACUGGCAGCGUUUCUGGCGAGACAUUUCCGCCAAGAAUAACUCACUAGCUGUUUGGGUUGAGUACACUCAUGACGAAGACGGUGCGGACUGGUACCCAAAGGUCCUAAACCAAUUUGGCAACCAGAUUUUUGAAACCAAUAUCCCGGACGCCAAAACAAAGCAGCACCUCGGGGUCUUGGAAAAUGGGGAUCGAUUCCUCGUCUCAAAUCCUCGAUAUGACGCAAAUCUUGACCGCCAACCCCUCACAAUCGCUACCUCGCGCGGACAAGAUCAUUCGUACAAGCAUAUUGGAGUAUUGCGCACGAAUGCAAGUACUAAUAUUGCUCCUGAGACGCGAGACCAAUACAAGAAUCAUGGAUUUCAUUAUCCAAGCGCUAUACAGAUUAGGGAUCGGUUAGUUGUCUCGUAUAGCGAGAACAAGGAAAAUAUCUGGGUUAGUGUGAUUGAGUUGGGAGACCUACCCUGA